AUGCCAGGCCAAUGGACCCGACGCCUGGGAUCAUGUUCGAGCCAAGCUAGAGCGCUCUCGACGGUCCGGCGCCAGAGCCAUGCGACACCGACACCGCCGCUGAAGGGCGACGAGCUGGGGCCGACACAGCAACACGGGCACCGCACCUUCCGCACCAGACGGGACGGGAGGAAAGAGCUGCCCCUUCCACCGCUGCUCGACCCCGUAGUCCUUGAGGAGCGGUCGCGCCACGAGCAGAAGAAAGAGAAGCCCAGGCCCGCAGACUUUACUCCCUUCCAGCGCAGACUGUGGGAGAAUGCAUUCGCCCACGCACUCGCUUCGCCCGUCCGCGAAUGCCGCGCAACCCAGGCCUUCGUCCCCGAAGCGCUGCUCACCGCCCUGCACAUGCGCCCCCACCCCACCACGGGCGAUCCCUGGCUGCUCCCCGUCUCGCUGACCACGGUCAAGAAGCAGCUCGGCGCCCCGCUGCGCUUUCUGACCCGCCACCUCGUCGCCGCCCAGCUGGGGCGCAGGAAGGGCUGGGAGAAGGCCCUGUACCCGCGCAUCAUCGACAAGUUCCGCCCCGGCGACUUUGCCAAGACCGUCUGGCGCGAGGACAUGCCCGCCCUGCUGCUCGACCUGCUGCGCAACCGCCUCGUCGACCGCCUGAGCUGGCACUUUUCGUUUCGCGGCCGCCUGGUCCCCGUCACGAGUCCGCACGCCAACCACACGGCGCCCGUCGACGACGUCAGCACGGUGCUCGUCUUCGGCAGUCUACGCACGCGCGCCGACGACUGCCAGGCCCGCCUCGAAGCCAUCACCGCCGAGCUGGAGAAGUGGGCGACGUACUUUGGCCAGAACUUCGGCGCCCGCUUCGACCCCCACGCCGCGCCCGACGUCACCCACCACCCCCCGGGCUGGUACGCGCAGCCGCUGGUGCCCCACAUGCAGCCGCGCCUGCAGUUCCCCGAGCUCGACUUCAAGACAGCCAUCUGGCGCCGCCGCAAAGUCGCCGUCUACAGUCUGACGGAUCUGCUGGGGCCCGACAAGGCGAAGGAGCUGAUCGAGGGACCCAAGAGCAAGUACGCAGGCCGGACGUGUGUGGUGAUGAAGCGCGCGAAGCACAACGUGCCAGUGGAGAUUCUGCUCAUGCAGCUACAAGCCUACACAACUCGUCCAGGCGCAUAA
Ascochyta rabiei is the source of this 1167-nucleotide messenger RNA. RefSeq lists its product as uncharacterized. The record is from RefSeq and is a predicted model, not a curated record. The transcript is spliced from 2 exons. Lineage: Eukaryota; Fungi; Ascomycota; Dothideomycetes; Pleosporales; Didymellaceae. The coding region runs from base 1 to 1167 and encodes 388 amino acids.